AUGCCAUCUAUCCCCCAUGCUUCUCUCCCCGAGUCCUAUCAUCUUGUUAGAAUGAAUACUAUGCCGAAUGGACUGACCGGAGGUCCACCUGAAGGACCACUAAACAUGGAGCAUACAAGUCCAAAGCAGGGACAAGCGAUCUUGAUAUGGGCAGCCGGAGCAUUCUGCAUCUACGGUUGGGAAUUUCUUGUAUGCUUGCCAAAAGAGCGUUCGUUGAUUUGGAGCCGGCCAAAGAAUUGGUUCAGCAUUUUGUACAUAGCCAACAGAUACUUCGGGCUUAUCCAAUUUGCGUUAGUUGUAUCAAUGUCAACUGACGUCUGGUCUACUUCCGCGUGUCGUCGGAUUUAUCUCUUAGAGCCUAUCGGCGGCCUCGUCAGCAUUGUCCUCUCUCAGAUGAUUCUUGGAGCGAGAGUAUAUGCGUUAUUCUCCCAAAGCAAGCUGCUGGCACUCAUCCUUGUAUCUAUCCUCGUUGGAGAAAUUGUUAUUGGUGCUAUCGCGACUAGUGGUAUCAAUCCUCCACCGACAAUACCACUUGGGAUCCCAGGACUACCUCCCGAUUUUCAACCUCCCCCCUGUGGGGCGCUUUCUGGACAGUUUAAAUGGCAGGUCACCUAUUGGACAGUACCACUAUUCUACGACACUUUGGCGUUCGUGUUGACCGCAUGGAAGGCACAUGGUCUUUGGAGAGAGCAAUUGAACACUCGAUUAUUCGACAUAAUUUGGCACGAUGGCUUGUUGUACUUUUUUGCUAUACUUACCAUGAAUAUUGUCAACGUGAUUAUCUUUCUCGCUGCCCCCACGGGAAUACGCGAUGUUAAUCUUGCUCCGACGAUAAUGUUGGAGAUCAUCCUAUCCUGCCGGCUAGUCCUCAAUUUGAGGGACACACAUAAUCAGUCCCAAUACACUUCCAGAGUGCCGAAGAGGCGUACCACUUUGAUAUCACCAGUAAAAUCUGUGCGAUGGGAGUCAUCAGCAAUAACUGGUAGUCAGAAUUCGAACCAAUUGGAGACACCGGAAAUUAACCUAGAAGUAUAUGGGAAAGUCCCAACAUCCAAGGAAAUAGUCUUCAACAUAGACGCCACUCAUUCUGUAUAA
This is a messenger RNA of Psilocybe cubensis, 1095 nucleotides long. RefSeq lists its product as uncharacterized. The coding region runs from base 1 to 1095 and encodes 364 amino acids. Lineage: Eukaryota; Fungi; Basidiomycota; Agaricomycetes; Agaricales; Agrocybaceae. The transcript is spliced from 10 exons. The record is from RefSeq and is a predicted model, not a curated record.